AUAGAGACUAUAGACAGAUUUUAAACAGACAAGUAUUGUGAUUAGGCUACUAGGUCUAUUAUAACAAAGCCAAAUAGUAAAUUGGUCUGAGUGCUGUAUUUUCUUGGUGAGCAGUUUGUGAAGGUGUAAACAGAGUAUGAUAAUCCUCUUAACAACAUAAGCACCAAGCUCAUUUUUUGUCCAUGUCCAGACUGUCGACCUUCCUGUCCAGACGUAUUAUGUCUGGUGGAAACAUAGUCCGCAUUAUGGAAAUAUUUGGCAUGGCAACCUCCACAGUUGUAGAAUAUGUGCAACCGUCCAAUUGACUUUUGCUAAGAGAGAGGUGUUGUUAAAGAACAUUUAUUUUUAUCCAACCUGAAAAUGUUGGGCAGUGAUACUCGGAAUUGGUUUGUGAAGAAGCAGAUGAGCGGCCGGGGACCAUCUGGCAAGAAGAAGAAAACGUGGACUGCCAAAAUCCUGAGGCACCAUAGGGAGCGGUUACUGAAGGAGCUGGAUAUCAACAAGGUGCUGCCAUACCUUGUGUAUGACAGGGUGUUCUCUCUAGUGGAAUGCAAGGACAUCCUGGGUUAUGACACCAAUAGGAAAAGGACAGAGAUAUUUCUGGACAAGUUGUCUUUGAAGGGCCCGGGGGCGUUCUGUUCUUUCUGCUCUGUUCUAGAGGAGGUGUGUCCACACUUGCUAACCUGUUUUCUGCUGGAUAUUGAAGAUCAGCCUGCGUUGAGGAGCUGUCACAAGCAGGAGGGGGGAGUCAUGGCUCCUCACAACCAGGGUGUGUUUCUAUCUCAGGAGCGUACAGUGAUGCACCCUCUAUUCAUCUAUAAUGACCCUCUCUUCAACACCAGUCUACACCCGGAGCACUGCGACACAGCCUCCUGCCUGCCUGCCUGGCUGCCCACUCCACCUGGCAUCCCUCCUCACACAGAGGCCUUUUUCCUCUCAACUUCCUCUUUCUCCCCUGAAGCUGGAGCCAUAAAUCACAGCCAGGCCAGUGCCUCAUCUCUCAGCUAA
Messenger RNA from Salvelinus fontinalis (brook trout), 1008 nucleotides. RefSeq lists its product as uncharacterized. Lineage: Eukaryota; Metazoa; Chordata; Actinopteri; Salmoniformes; Salmonidae. Gene Ontology annotation, biological process: regulation of apoptotic process. The record is from RefSeq and is a predicted model, not a curated record. Bases 361 to 1008 code for a protein of 215 amino acids. The transcript is spliced from 3 exons.